Molecule: messenger RNA, 796 nt
Organism: Helicoverpa zea (corn earworm)
Lineage: Eukaryota; Metazoa; Arthropoda; Insecta; Lepidoptera; Noctuidae
Product: calcium and integrin-binding protein 1-like
Exons: 5
Coding region: 196-780 (194 amino acids)
Molecular function (GO): calcium ion binding
Source: RefSeq, a predicted model, not a curated record
CUAAUUCGACGUCACUAAUGAUUUAUUGGCAUAACCUUAUUGUCGACACAAUAUUCGUUUUAAAUUGUUAAUCAGAGUGAUAAGAUAAUUUUUAUAUGGUGUGAUUAAGUUUUUGUUAGUAUACAAUAGGAUUUAUCGUGAGCACAUUCGAGUGGUAGUGAUUACAUAGAAAAUAGCAUACAAAGAACAAACAACAUGGGCAGCUCGCAGUCAUAUCCUGGAUUGACACAAGAUGUUCUCGAAGACUACGCAUCUCUGACCUAUCUAAAUAAGGGUGAAAUUUUGUACUUGAUGAAAAAGUUUUAUUCAAUUGGACCAGAAAAGAUUCAACAUGACUUUCACCAUAGAUUUAGCAGAGAAGACAUUUUGUCGAAGUUCCAUGUGUUGAAGAACAAUCCAUUUCAAGACAGGAUUUUCAGUGUAUUUUCUUCCAAAAACGAUGACUGCUUUUCUUUCGAAGAUUUGGUAGAUUUGUGUUCGGCUAUGAGCGCCGAGUGCCCUGCUGUUGUCAAAGCUGCUUGGGCGUUUAGGAUAUUCGAUUUAGAUGGAGAUAACCAGAUAACAGCUAAUGACAUCAACGGGAUCGUAGACCGACUGACUUUGAAUACUAAAGGAGAUAACGUUGAGAACUGCCUCGAUCAGGAAUCCAAACGGCAAAUUGCUAAAGUUAUACUGGAUGAAAUUAAUUUGGAUAGGAGUGGCGGCAUCGGACUUAACGAAUUCAAACUCAUUAUGGCAAGGCUGCCUGAGUUCCCAUCUUCUUUCUAUUUUAGAUUAUAGAAUUACACAUACCUAA